Molecule: messenger RNA, 1431 nt
Organism: Budorcas taxicolor (takin)
Lineage: Eukaryota; Metazoa; Chordata; Mammalia; Artiodactyla; Bovidae
Gene: FEZF1
Product: FEZ family zinc finger 1
Exons: 4
Coding region: 1-1431 (476 amino acids)
Cellular component (GO): nucleus
Source: RefSeq, a predicted model, not a curated record
AUGGACAGUAGCUGCCACAACGCGACUGCCAAAAUGUUAGCGACUGCUCCGGCCCGGGGCAACGUGAUGAACACCUCCAAACCCUUGGCUUUCUCCAUCGAAAGAAUCAUGGCACGCACCCCCGAGCCCAAAGCCCUGCCGGCCCCCCACUUCCUGCAGGGAUCCGUGCCCAAAGGGGACCCCAAGCACUCGCUGCAUCUUAACUCGUCGAUCCCCUGCAUGAUCCCCUUCGUGCCUGUGGCGUACGACACGAACCCGAAGGCAGGGGUGACGGGCUCGGAGCCCCGGAAGGCGAGUCUCGAGGCUCCGGAGGCCCCGGCCUCAGCACCCGCGGCGCCCGCGUUCAGCUGCAGCGACCUGCUCAACUGCGCGCUGAGUCUCAAGAGUGACCUGGCCCGCGACGCGCUGCCGCUGCAGCAGUACAAGCUGGUAAGGCCGCGGGUGGUCAACCAUUCCUCCUUCCACGCCAUGGGCGCCCUGUGCUACCUGAACCGAGGUGACGGCCCGUGCCACCCGGCGGCCGGCGUCAACAUCCACCCGGUGGCCUCCUACUUCCUCAGUUCCCCUUUGCACCCGCAGCCAAAAACGUAUUUAGCCGAAAGGAAUAAACUGGUGGUCCCGGCAGUGGAGAAGUACCCCUCGGGAGUAGCUUUCAAAGACUUGUCUCAGGCUCAGCUGCAGCACUAUAUGAAAGAAAGCGCCCAACUUCUGUCGGAAAAAAUAGCAUUCAAAACCUCUGAUUUCAGCCGAGGCUCUCCUAACACCAAGCCCAAAGUUUUCACUUGCGAAGUGUGUGGAAAGGUCUUUAACGCGCACUAUAACUUAACCCGUCACAUGCCGGUGCACACAGGAGCCAGGCCCUUCGUUUGCAAAGUGUGUGGAAAGGGCUUCCGGCAAGCCAGCACCCUGUGCAGACACAAGAUCAUCCACACCCAGGAAAAACCCCAUAAAUGUAACCAGUGUGGCAAAGCGUUUAAUAGAAGUUCUACUUUAAACACGCAUACCCGAAUACACGCAGGCUACAAACCGUUUGUGUGUGAAUUCUGUGGCAAAGGAUUUCAUCAAAAAGGAAAUUACAAAAACCACAAGCUGACCCACAGCGGGGAGAAGCAGUUCAAGUGCAAUAUUUGCAACAAGGCUUUCCACCAGGUUUACAACCUCACGUUCCACAUGCACACCCACAAUGACAAGAAGCCCUUCACCUGCCCCACGUGCGGCAAGGGCUUCUGCCGGAACUUUGACCUCAAGAAGCACGUCCGGAAGCUACACGACAGCGGCCUGGGUCUGCCGCGCCCGUCGGCUGGGGAGCCAGGUGCGGACCCGUCGCCCCCUCUCCAGCCGCCGCCGCCGCCCGCGACGCUGCCGCCUCUGCCGCCGCCGCUGCCGCCCCCGGGGCCCCUGCAGCCUGGGCUCCAUCCGGGCCACCAGUGA